Molecule: messenger RNA, 654 nt
Organism: Lodderomyces parapsilosis
Lineage: Eukaryota; Fungi; Ascomycota; Pichiomycetes; Serinales; Debaryomycetaceae
Gene: PGA26
Product: Pga26p
Exons: 1
Coding region: 1-654 (217 amino acids)
Source: RefSeq, a predicted model, not a curated record
AUGCAAUUUUCUUCUUUAGCCACCGUUGCCAGCUUGUCUGCUUAUGCUUCAGCUGCUGCCUACCAAAACGGUACUGUUGUCACUGUUGAUGUCACUGUUACUGGAUACACCACCUACUGCCCAGAACCAACCACUAUAACUGUCACUGUUUGUGAAGAGUCUGAUAUCUGUAAACCAACUGAAAUUGAAGUUACAGAAGCAAAGACUGUCACCAUUACUGAAGAAUGUAUCAUUCCAACAUCUUACACCACUAAUGAAAUCACCAUCACAAAGACUAUUUGUGAAGAAGAAAUAUGUGUCACCAAGACUGUUUGUGAAGAAGAAGAAUGUGUUACUGUUGCUCCUACCAAGGCUGCUCCAGCUGAAUCUCAACCAGCCGCUGUUGAAUCAAAGGCUGCUCCAGUUAAAUCUCAACCAGCUGCUGUCGAAUCAAAGGCUGCUCCAGCUGAAACUAAGCCAGCCGCUGUUGAAUCAAAGGCUGCACCAGCUGAAACUGCUGCUCCAACUGUAGCUGCCCCAGCUAAAUCAGCUCCACUUGAGAUUGACACCACCUCAACCGUCUACCAAGAUGUUACUUCGUACGAAGGUGCUGGUGUUAAGAAUGCUGCUGGUGUUGCUGCCGGUUUGGUUGCUAUUGCAGCUGCUUUGUUAUAA